Neoarius graeffei (lesser salmon catfish) is the source of this 1932-nucleotide messenger RNA. RefSeq names its product iroquois homeobox 2a (gene irx2a). Gene Ontology annotation, molecular function: DNA-binding transcription factor activity, RNA polymerase II-specific; RNA polymerase II cis-regulatory region sequence-specific DNA binding. The record is from RefSeq and is a predicted model, not a curated record. Gene Ontology annotation, biological process: regulation of transcription by RNA polymerase II; neuron differentiation; cell development. NCBI's taxonomy places the organism in Eukaryota, Metazoa, Chordata, Actinopteri, Siluriformes, Ariidae. The transcript is spliced from 5 exons. Gene Ontology annotation, cellular component: nucleus. The coding region runs from base 25 to 1350 and encodes 441 amino acids.
UUUGUUUGUUUGUUUUGCGGCGCGAUGUCGUAUCCUCAGGGUUAUCUGUACCAGCCCGCUCCGGGCUCUCUGGCUCUCUACCCGCUCAGGAGUGAAGAGCUCGAGCUGGCCGCGCGCUGCUCCUCUUCCUCGUCGUCUUCCUCCUCCUCAUCCUCCUCCUCCUCCACGGGUUCCGCCUUCACUCCGUAUCCCGCAUCCGCAGCUUUCACCGCCUCCGCCACCGGCGGCUUCGCCAGCGCGCUCACUUACCACCCGGACCCGGCCACCGGCUUCCCCUCCUACAUGGCCUCUCCCUAUGACCCCCCUCCCUCGGCCAUGGCGGCUCCGCUCGGUUUCCCGCCCUACGGCAGCGCGGGUUUCCCGCCUCCCCCGUACCAGCUCAACGACCCCGCGUACCGGAAGAACGCCACACGCGACGCCACGAGCACGCUGAAGGCCUGGCUGAACGAGCACCGGAAGAACCCGUACCCCACCAAGGGCGAGAAGAUCAUGCUGGCCAUCAUCACCAAGAUGACGCUCACGCAGGUGUCCACAUGGUUCGCCAACGCCAGACGGAGACUCAAGAAGGAGAACAAGGUGACGUGGGGCGCGCGAGCCAAGAGCGAGGACGAGGACGAGGAGGAAGGAGCGCGCGCCGAGCGGAAAGACGAGGAGGAAGAGGAGGACGACAAGCACGCGGACAACGGAGACGCUUCCGCCGAGGAUGAGGGUAUCAGCCUCCACGUGGACUCUCUGACGGACCACUCGGCCGAGUCGGAUGGAGAGAAAGUCCUCUGCAGGAUCGACGACUUCUCCUGCAAAUCUGCUCCCGAAGCAAAAGAGAAACACUCUGAGAUCGACCUGACCUCGGGUCACGAGGGUCUGUCGCCCAAACCCAUGACUUCUUCGCCUCUGACCGGCGUGGAGGCACCGCUCUUGGACGCACAUCGCGACAAAAACAAGACCUGCGCUGACGUCCAGAGCCAAAAUCCCAAGCCCAAGCUCUGGUCGUUGGCUGAAAUCGCCACUUCAGACUCCAAACAACCACUCCAGAGUCAGAACUGCCCCUCGGGGGGCGGGAUUUGGACCUCCAGCCAAUCAGGCUCAGCUCCCUCGGCGUCCAUCUUGGCCAGGCCGAUUUAUUACACGUCCCCUUUUUACGGCAAUUAUGCCAAUUACGGGAACUUUGGCCAAGGGAUCCUGCGCUACGGCUCGAUUCAUAAACACGCUCCUGAGAUGACGAUGCUAAAGGCUAAUCAUGCUAAUCACAUCCAGACGGAGCAGCACUUCAAGGCCUUGAGUGCGGAGGCCAAAAAAGUAGACUCCGGUGACAUGUGCACACUCGGACCUCAGUCUUACCUCUCGAGCUAAAGACGAAGACGGUGAACAAGUAGGCAUCGAGCAAGCCAUCCUCCGCCUCCUCCUCAUCCUCCUUCUCCUCCUCCUCCUCCUUUGCUGGCGUUAAAUCAUUUCUCUGUGCACCAGAUCAUAUUUGGUGUCACCUCCAGUUCUGAAAUUUCUGAUAACUAAGGACCGAAAUGUAUCGAAGGUGUGUUAUCAGACAAGACGUGUGUGUUUUAUUGAUUAGAAUAAUGAUCUAACCCGUAAAUAAGGACACGGUUUCUCAGGAUCCUGAAGUCUCACUUCAUCGCCACCGUGAUGGUCCGCGGUAAACAUGGGACGUUAAUAGGAAGACGUUUUUAUUUUCCAUUUGGGCCGGACGUGACGCACGGAAAGGCAGGAAGACGACACGGUGCCGGUGAAGAGUGGAAUAUUUGAUAUUUAUUUUUGUAAAUGAGGGCGAGUCGCCUGUAUAAUUUAUGCAAGUUGUAUUGCAAUGAUACACAAAAAAAGAUGUUUUGUUUGUUUGUUUGUUUGUUCUGUAAAUAGAUGACAGUCGGAUUUUAUUUAAAAAGGAAAAAAUGGGCGAGGGGGUACACAAAAAUGUUGUUA